This is a messenger RNA of Ceratotherium simum simum (southern white rhinoceros), 1719 nucleotides long. RefSeq names its product 5-hydroxytryptamine receptor 3A (gene HTR3A). NCBI's taxonomy places the organism in Eukaryota, Metazoa, Chordata, Mammalia, Perissodactyla, Rhinocerotidae. Gene Ontology annotation, cellular component: postsynaptic membrane. The record is from RefSeq and is a predicted model, not a curated record. Gene Ontology annotation, molecular function: extracellular ligand-gated monoatomic ion channel activity; transmembrane signaling receptor activity. Gene Ontology annotation, biological process: monoatomic ion transmembrane transport.
CUCUCACUGGUUCCCCGCCUCCCUCCUGCCCUGAAACCUGAGCCAGCUGAAGGACUGAUUGCAGGAAACUUGGCGGCUUCCCAACCCUCGUGGCCAGGGCAGUGCAAGGCUGCAGCCUCAGAAGUUGCAGGGAGCACUCGGGAGACGCAGGCUGGCUGGGACACGAGGCUGGCAGAGUGCGGGCAGGCUGGUCCUCCGCGGGACUCACUCUGAAGGCCACUCCAAGGCACCCCCACACCGCGGGAAGCACACCAUGCUGUUGUGGGUGCCACAGGCACUGCUUGCCUUGCUUCUGCCCACACUCCUGGCACAGGGAGAAGCCAGGCAAAGGGGGGGACCCCAGGCUCGUAACACCUCCAGGCCCGCUCUGCUCAGGCUGUCAGAUUACCUCCUGGCCAACUACAAGAAGGGCGUGCGACCCGUGCGGGACUGGAGAAAGCCAACCACCGUGUCCAUUGAUGUCAUGGUCUAUGCCAUCCUCAGCGUGGAUGAGAAGAAUCAGGUACUGACCACCUACAUCUGGUACCGACAGUACUGGACUGAUGAGUUCCUCCAGUGGAACCCUGAGGACUUUGACAACAUCACCAAGUUGUCCAUCCCCACAGACAGCAUCUGGGUCCCGGACAUUCUCAUCAACGAGUUUGUGGAUGUGGGGAAGUCUCCGAAUAUCCCGUACGUGUAUGUCCGGCAUGGCGGUGAGGUGCAGAACUACAAGCCCCUCCAGGUUGUGACCGCCUGCAGCCUGGACAUCUACAACUUCCCCUUCGACGUGCAGAACUGCUCACUGACCUUCACCAGCUGGUUGCACACCAUCCAGGACAUCAACAUCACCCUGUGGCGCUUACCGGAAAAAGUGAAGUUUGACAAGAGCGUGUUCAUGAACCAGGGCGAGUGGGAGCUUCUGGGGGUGCUGCCCCAGUUUCAGAAGUUCAGUCUCGAAAGCAGCAACUAUUAUGCAGAAAUGAAGUUCUAUGUGGUCAUCCGCCGGAGGCCCCUAUUCUAUGCAGUCAGCCUGCUGCUUCCCAGUAUCUUCCUCAUGGUCAUGGACAUCGUGGGCUUCUACCUGCCCCCGGACAGUGGCGAGAGGGUCUCCUUCAAGAUCACACUACUCCUGGGCUACUCAGUCUUCCUGAUCAUCGUGUCUGACACACUGCCGGCCACCGCCAUCGGCACUCCCCUCAUUGGUGUCUACUUUGUCGUGUGCAUGGCUCUGCUGGUGAUAAGCUUGGCCGAGACCAUCCUCAUCGUGCGGCUGGUACACAAGCAGGACCUGCAGCAGCCCGUGCCCGCCUGGCUGCGGCAUCUGGUUCUGGAGAGAGUCGCCCUGCUCCUCUGCCUAGGGGAGCAGCCAACCUCCCGAAGGCCUGCAGCCACCUCCCAAGCCACCAAGGCUGAUGACUGCUCAGACAUGGGAAACCACUGCAGCCAUUUGGGAGGACCCCAGGACUGUGAGAAGACCCCAAGGGGCAGAGGCAGCCCUCCCCCACCACCACGGGAGGCCUCCCUGGCGGUGCGUGGGCUGCUGCAAGAGCUGGCCUCCAUCCGGCACUUCCUGGAGAAGCGAGAGGAGAGCCGAGAGGUGGCCCGGGACUGGCUGUAUGUGGGCUCCGUGCUGGACAGGCUGCUGUUCCGCCUCUACCUGCUGGCAGUGCUGGCCUACAGCAUCACCCUGGUCACGCUCUGGUCCAUCUGGCAGUAUUCUUGAGCGGGUACAACCCA